AAAUAAGCGACGAAUUUUUUUUAAACAUAAGUGGUUUUUUUAAAAUGAAGACUGUAUACUUUAUUAUUUCCAUUGGCUUGGCAACUGUUGCAGCCAAGUCAUUAGAAUUUACAAAUGAAAUAAAUGGCGAAAUUUGUAAAUUGAAUCAACGUUAUAGCGACUGUGCGACGGCUUGUCCACUCAGUUGUGGUAAAAAAAAUUUUGAUAGAGAUGACUGUCCAAAUGAUUGCAGUCCAGGCUGCGAAUGUAUCGACGGCUAUUAUCUGAACAAAAAUCUAGAAUGCGUUAAACCAGAAAAUUGCGACCCGCCAAAUGAGUCACGGCACAGUCUAUUGGUCGCGAAUUGCGGAGCUAACCAACAGUUUUCAUUUUGUCGGUCACCUUGUCCGCCAUCUUGUGGAAAGAAAUCAAUUUCACCUUGUCCAUUCAAUUGUACUUCCGGCUGUGAGUGUUUGGACGGAUUCUUUUUAAACAAAAAUCGUGAAUGCGUAAAAUUGGAAGAUUGUUACCAUGAAAAAAUUCCAGCAAAUCCAGUAUGUGGAGUAAACGAAACUUUUAAUUCCUGUCAUAGAUCUUGUGAAUUUAAAUGUGCCGCAGAUUAUCUCCCUAAAUUAAUUCCAAUGUGUGUAGUAAGAAGAAAAGAAUUGUAUGGCAUUAUUAAUGGAGCGUAUUCACGUGGGAAAAAUUGGACUGCUAUUGUGGAAGCAGAAUCAAAGAAAUGUUGGACCGGAUGUGGAUGCUCGGAUGGAUUCUGGAGAAAUUCUAAAGGACUUUGCGUUAAACCUGAGAAUUGUUUCGAUCAUUUGAAUAAUUAGUAUGGACUUUAAAUUUAAUUAUAACUAUGAGUCUAGUAGACUUACGGUGGAAAUCAACUGGACCAAUCUUGUAGGAAAUUUAAUCCUCUACAAAAUUGGUCCUCAUCAAUUUUCUCCUAGAGUCAAUACUUUACCCGGAAUUUUCUUUCAAAGUAACGCAUAAUAAUUUUUUAUGCUAUUUCUAUUAAGUUUUAUUGUUUCCAAGAUUAAAAUCGAAAUUUCUGCUAAACUAUCAAAGUUACGAUAAAAAUCAAUUGAACCAAUCUUGUAGGAAAUUUAAUCCUCUACAAAAUUGGUCCUCAUCAAUUUUCUCCUAGAGUCAAUACUUUACCCGGAAUUUUCUUUCAAAGUAACGCAUAAUAAUUUUUUAUGCUAUUUCUAUUAAGUUUUAUUGUUUCCAAGAUUAAAAUCGAAAUUUCUGCUAAACUAUCAAAGUUACGAUAAAAAUCAAUUGAACCAAUCUUGUAGGAAAUUUAAUCCUCUACAAAAUUGGUCCUCAUCAAUUUUCUCCUAGAGUCAAUACUUUACCCGGAAUUCCCUUUCAAAGUAACGCAUAAUAAUUUUUUAUGCUAUUUCUAUUAAGUUUUAUUGUUUCCAAGAUUAAAAUCGAAAUUUCUGCUAAACUAUCAAAGUUACGAUAAAAAUCAAUUGAACCAAUCUUGUAGGAAAUUUAAUCCUCUACAAAAUUGGUCCUCAUCAAUUUUCUCCUAGAGUCAAUACUUUACCCGGAAUUCCCUUUCAAAGUAACGCAUAAUAAUUUUUUAUGCUAUUUCUAUUAAGUUUUAUUGUUUCCAAGAUUAAAAUCGAAAUUUCUGUUAAACUAUCAAAGUUACGAUAAAAAUCAAUUGAACCAAUCUUGUAGGAAAUUUAAUCCUCUACAAAAAUGGUCCUUAUCAAUUUUCUCCUACACUCGUUAUUUUGUCCGUUAUCAUAAUUUAAAUAAAAAAUUUCACAUAUCUAUUCCAUGUAUAAAAAAAUGUACACUCAAAAUUUAAAUAUAUCACUCUUUAUUAAUUAUAAA
Molecule: messenger RNA, 1836 nt
Organism: Microplitis demolitor
Lineage: Eukaryota; Metazoa; Arthropoda; Insecta; Hymenoptera; Braconidae
Product: von Willebrand factor
Exons: 6
Coding region: 45-815 (256 amino acids)
Source: RefSeq, a predicted model, not a curated record